AUGAGCAUAGCCAACACGGUGAGCGUGGACUCGGUAUCGCAUGCUCUGGCGUGCGAGCUGUCUGCUGACGGGUCGGUUUUGGCGGUGGCUUUUGUGGACAAGUCGGUGCGUCUUUUCAUCCGACAGGACGACUUGUGGACCCGGCAGAUGACGCUCUUUCACAAUGACGGAGCCGUGGAACACAUGAGAUGGCUAGAGUGGGUUGCGAAGGACGCAAGUCCGACCUUGGCGAUUUCGUCAGGCCAGGAGGUGGCCAUCUUUGAGCCCUACAACCGGGUUUCUCCCGUGACCAAAAUCUCGGCCCCGUUUGUGGUGUGCGGAUUCAGCCAAUCAGGGGACUAUCUCAUGGUCUGGGGAUGUUCCAACACGAUUCUUUUUCAAAAGUGGAAAAACUACGACACGGAAGCAGAGGUAGCCCAAAUCCUGGUACCAUUGCCCUCGUCGGUGGGAUGGCCCCUGGCAGCCCCUUUCCAGCAGUAUCGUGACUUUCUGACGGUCGGAAAACGCAAUGCAAGCAUCUCCGCAUGGUCUAUAGUGGACCAUAUGCACGAGUCACGGGUUUGCAUGCCUGUGUCUUUGUACGAGUCACGGUUGACAGACUCGGCCUAUGGGCCUGGCCUGUUGGUGGAAAAAAUCGGGUCUUCGCACUGGGUGGUUGUGCAAAAGAAUGGAUGGACGCUCGUCAAGUGGGAAACAGAAGAUGACGAGCCUGGCAUCCACCAGGAGAUUUCUGCCGACUUGGAGGGCGUCAAACAGGUGAUUGUGACGGACCCCAGUGCCAAGUCGCCGUCUUUCGGGUUUGUGACCAAGAAACACACCGUUUUCUGGGUCUCCAACGGCCAUUCCCAGCUUGUGGAUGCUCCUGAAGGUGCAUCUACGCUCGACUGCUGUUUCUAUGACUGCCAAACAAGCAGGAUUGUUGGUUUGUUUACAGAAAAUGGGGAGACACUGACAGACAGUAUCAAUGUGUCUCAGUGGCCGCUGACUUGGUCUGGAGAGAAGCGUGCUAUUCAGGUGACGAAACAAAAGGAGGAAGAGAUUGAACACCCCUUGGCAGAUGUUCUAAACAUCAAUCUCAAUCAAAACGGUGAUGUCUGCGCCACUAGUACCCACAUUGACUCGGCCACGUCCCUUAUCGGCCUCUCAAACGGCUCGAUUGUUCAUUCUGAGUCGGGCAAGACAAUCAGAGGUUUCACAGGACCGAUAAUCCACUUGUUCGAGUUGGCUAAAGAGUUCCGAGUGGCCAGUCUUGUAGCUGCAGGUUCUGCCGCGGCUGCAGCUGUGUCAGUGGGCGUCCCGUAUGCAGCUGCGCCUCCCAGAAGCUAUAUUGCUGUUUCUGGGUCGUCUGAAGUAGGAAUCAUCGACUCCCAGGGCCAGCUCAAGUACAUGGUUCCAGGCAACCAUGCAGCUAUCACCAAGCUGGUCACCUACGUGAACCUUCCCAACGUGCUUGGAGUCAAGUAUCUGGAUGGCAGUAAGCGUCUGUGGAGCCUGGAGACCAACGCAGAGUUCUCUGACAAGCUGAGCGCUGAGAACUGGGAAAUCGAGCUGCAUUGCUUGUGUUCUUCUGGGGAGGAUGGCCAGAUGUUCGUCGACUCACGAGACAGCGGCCUUGAGAGUGCUGGCUCUUGGGCUGUUAACUUGGAGCCUCUUCUGAAGAGUGGGAAUUACGUACAGGUUUGUCGGUCUAUUUUGGCUUCAAUUAGUCCACAGAUUGAAGAUGGAGACGAUGACCCCUUCUAUUUGUUGCUGGCGGGCUUGCCUCCCUCAAGUACAGUUUCUGGCUCAUUGUCAACCUGUGGAGCAUGGGUUUAUGAUAAUGGACUGCUUUCCGUGUCACAUGACUUGACAGCAGUGUUCCUACCAAUCGUUGCAGCCCUGGCUGACACAGUUUACGAAGCCCAGGAGGGUAAGAGGCUUCAGCUGACUACUCUGAAGCCAUUGACCUCUGUUAAAGGGUUCCUGACUCCCUCAGCUACAGCUCUAGCUCAUACAGCAGUGCACAGCUCGUCGCGACUGAAGAGAGCAGCCAAGCAGUGUCUACAGGCCUUCUUUUCGGACUUGCGAUACGACCAGGAAUCGCUGCUUAUCUCCAUCUACAGUGACAAUAGCAACCUGCUGUUUGACCCUGCAGACCCCACUUCUUCCUGUAUCUCGCUAUACAUCAUUACAGCUAUUGCACGGGUGACUGGAUUGCCAGAGUACACAGGUCACGUGUGUCAGGUGGUGCGCAAUGGCAUGGAAACGGACUCUGUUCUUAUCCAGCAGUCUUCUCUGGACUGUUUGCAUCAGCUGUGGCCCUCGUUAAAGCCUGGACUGGAUCACAUUGUCGAUAUUGAAGCUGUGAUUAGCUGUUUGGCUCGUCAUGCCCAUUUGUCGUCUGAUUGCUGGUCUGUCAUCAACAGAGUGACUCGUUCCAACGCUCCUUUGUUGAUCACUGCUCUGGUGUUUCUGCUGGAGAACCUCGACAAGCCGUUAGUUGUGCGAAUCACAGCUAUCGAUGUGCUUUCCAGCUUCUUCAGCCACACCCGAAAAUCCUCCUCCAUGGACAUGUUUGUGCCGUUUGUGAUGCACACUGCUUGCAAAAUGCUGAAUCCGGACUUGCUGCGUCACUCGACCCUCCAGAGAGGCGUUUCUCUGCAGUCCAAGGUCACAGCUCUACUGUCUCAAAUCACACAGACAUUUCCGUACAUUGUCACGUUCCAUAAGCCCAGUCAACGUCUGGCUGUGGCUAUUUAUCCUACUGCCACUGCUGUGAUGAUUGAAAAGAAUGUGUCUCGACGAAGAUCUUCUCUGUCUGAACUCAACAGAGACCUGGAUAUUAAGGUCACCGACACCUGUUCUCUGAUUGUCUACGACUUGAGAAUCGGCUCAGAGUAUGCCUAUCUUGACCCCCAGGAAUUCAAUUCCAAUCAUGCUGCUCCGGUGUGGGGCCUGGUCUUUUCUCCGGAUGGAAAAAUGGUUGCUGGACUCACGGGAAUAGGGUCUAAUAGCGUCCCUGGGCCCGAUUUCGACGGAGAAACACGUGUCGUCGUUUGGCAGAUGGAAACCCAUGGAGGCACCUUCUCUUCGCUGUUCGGUAACUCCGCAAACUCUUCCCAUUCCUCCCAGGGGGUCUACUCUGAAUCAGUCAAGUUUGGCAAGUCAAGAAACGUCGUGGAGAGACAGGUGGAGAUUCUGCUCUAUGCCAGCGUGGGCAAAAUUGGAUACAGGGAUAAACAGACGCCGAGCUUUGAGCCGGCAAAGGUGGAGAGCCUGGGGAAAGUCAAGAGCGACGGUUUGAGGGUCACGUGGGUCUCGGAAACGGUCCUGGUGGUACAGGGAGAGGGGGUGAAAAAGAAGGUGGUCAUCUGA
Yarrowia lipolytica CLIB122 is the source of this 3354-nucleotide messenger RNA. RefSeq lists its product as uncharacterized. Gene Ontology annotation, molecular function: protein binding. Lineage: Eukaryota; Fungi; Ascomycota; Dipodascomycetes; Dipodascales. The record is from RefSeq and is a predicted model, not a curated record.